AGGCGGCAAAAGCGACGCGCGCUUUGCUCCUACAGCAGCAUUCGUGCAUUUCCAUUAAGUGAUUUCGGUACAAAAUAACCGAUCGCUGCACGCGCACCUACCGGAGCGCUCCGCACAGCUCUAAAUUCAAAUAAGCUCCGCCUGCACGCCGUCGGUCGCGCGCGUGAUACUCAGCUAAGUACGCUCGCCUGCACGCCGUCGCCGCGCGCCACAAACAAACUCACAGCAGCAUGAGCGGCAUCCUCUCCACCCUCGCCAACUGCCUGCCGAGCCGCGAGAAGCCCUACUGCGGCGGGCCCUCAGUCCGCAUCGGUGUCUUAGGAGGCGGCCAAUUGGGCCGGAUGAUGAUCCAGGACGCAAUCGACCUCGACGCGCGCGUGGAAGUCAUGGAUCCGUCAGCGGACGCGCCCUGCGCCCACCUGACGCAGCGCUUCGUCCAGGGCAACUUGCUCGACGCGAAGGCCGUGGAGGCUUUUGGUACUGGUUUAGAUUGUAUCACGAUCGAGAUCGAAGGCGUGAGCGUCCCGGGCCUGGAAGCUCUGGAAAGGAAGGGUGUGAGAGUGGUGCCAAAACCAGCACACAUCGCCCUCAUCCAGGACAAGGGCUUGCAAAAGCAGUUCUUCCAGAAGCACAACAUCGCUACUGCUCCGUUCGCCCUCCAGAUGGCAAAUGGUGAUCGAAGCGCAUUAGGCUACCCCGUCGUCCAGAAAUUAAGAAGGGGCGGCUACGACGGCAAGGGCGUCGCGGUCCUCAAAGACGCGUCUUCUUCCCACUUCGAAGGCAAAGACGCGCAUUGCGUCCUCGAGAAGAAGAUUGACAUCGAGAAGGAGUUAUCGGUAGUAGUAUGUCGAAGAUCUGCGUACGACACGAAGUGCUACGAGCCGACGGAGUGCGUGUUCGAUCCUCGCGGGAACGUGGUUCAGCUCAUCGUGAGUCCGGCGUCGAUAACUCCCGAACAAAAAGCUACCUGCAACGCCCUCGCGAAGCAAGUAGUGGAUGCGAUGGACUACAUUGGCAUUCUGGCCGUGGAGAUGUUCUUGGAGAAGGGCACUGGUAAAAUUAUGGUCAACGAAUUAGCCCCUCGGGCACACAACUCGGGCCACCACACGAUCGAGCAGUGCGCGACGUCCCAAUUUGGGCAGUUGCUGCGGGUUGUCUUGGAUUUGCCGCUCGGUGACGUCUCCCCAACACGGGCGAAGGCUGCCGCGAUGGUCAAUAUCCUCGGGUCGCCCAGUGUCGCCAAGGGCUCCAAACCGCUAUACCGAGGCUUGCGGGAAGCCCUGGGCAAGCCCGGCGUCUACCCCCACCUCUACGGCAAGUCGACGGUCUCGCCCUUCCGGAAGAUGGGUCACAUUACGAUGGUCGGGGACGAUCGGGAUGAAGUUGUGGAAUUGGCGAAGGAGGUGCUGGCUUCCGUGGCCUGCGAGGCGGCGCCCUAGGUGAUGCGCGUUAACUUCUCUUACUUUU
This is a messenger RNA of Pelagomonas calceolata, 1467 nucleotides long. The record is from the annotation of a GenBank genome assembly. NCBI's taxonomy places the organism in Eukaryota, Pelagophyceae, Pelagomonadales, Pelagomonadaceae.